Phoenix dactylifera (date palm) is the source of this 2263-nucleotide messenger RNA. RefSeq names its product aldehyde dehydrogenase 22A1-like. NCBI's taxonomy places the organism in Eukaryota, Viridiplantae, Streptophyta, Magnoliopsida, Arecales, Arecaceae. Gene Ontology annotation, molecular function: oxidoreductase activity, acting on the aldehyde or oxo group of donors, NAD or NADP as acceptor. The record is from RefSeq and is a predicted model, not a curated record.
GGUCUGAGACCAAGAGAUCGCCGUCCUAUUCGAGCGGUCUGAGACCAAGAGAAUAGAAUAAAGGAAGCUAGCGACGGAUGUGGCUCUUUUUAUCCCUCUUUUUUAAAUAUCCUUUCCGUGAUUUCCCGGUGCUCUCCACCAAAGCCAAACCCUAGGGUUUUUUGUACGUUCUCUUCAGAUUCCAGAUCUCCGGUGCUCACGUCCGAGCUCUGGAAAUGGCGUUCUGGUGGCCAUUACUCGUCCUCGGGUUCGCCUUCGCGGUCUGCCGCUUCUUGCUCAUUCUUAUCCCCCCCAGCGUCCCCUCCAUCGAAGUCGACGCCUCUGAUGUGUUGGAAGAUGGGAGCCAGACCAAGGAGAACAGCUACAUUUAUAUUCCACGGAAGGGGAAAAUGGCACAGACUGACAAGGUUCAGUGCUAUGAGCCGGCGACGAUGAAGUACCUUGGAUAUUUUCCAGCACUGACACCUGAUGAGGUUAAUGAGCAUGUGGCACAAGCGAGGAAAGCUCAAAAGAUAUGGGUAAAGAGUAGCUUCAGGCAAAGACGUCAAUUUCUGCGAAUCCUUCUGAAAUACAUCAUUGAACACCAGGAGCUUAUAUGCGAGAUAUCUUCUCGGGAUACAGGAAAAACAAUGGUGGAUGCUUCUUUGGGAGAGAUCAUGACAACAUGUGAGAAGAUCACUUGGCUUUUAGCAGAGGGCGAGAGGUGGCUAAAGCCUGAAUACAGAUCUUCUGGGAGAUCGAUGCUACACAAGAGAGCAAAAGUGGAAUUUUAUCCUCUAGGAGUAAUUGGGGCAAUUGUGUCCUGGAAUUAUCCCUUCCACAAUGUUUUCAACCCAAUGCUAGCUGCAGUCUUUUCAGGAAAUGCUGCAGUUAUAAAGGUUUCAGAGCAUGCAAGUUGGUCUGGGUGCUUUUAUUUCCGAAUCAUUCAAGCAGCUCUUGCAGCUGUAGGAGCGCCAGAUAAUUUGGUUCACAUAAUAACAGGAUUUGCAGAAACAGGACAGGCUCUUGUAUCUUCAGUUGACAAAAUCAUUUUUGUUGGAUCACCUGGAGUGGGCAAGAUGAUCAUGCAAAAAGCUGCAGAGAAUUUGAUACCUGUCACCCUGGAGCUUGGUGGAAAAGAUGCAUUUAUUGUGUGCGAGGAUGUAGAUGUACCUCAUGUAGUGCAAGUUGCAAUUAGAGGCGCUCUCCAGUCUAGUGGACAGAACUGUGCUGGUGCUGAAAGAUUCUAUGUUCACAAAGAUAUCUAUUCUACUUUUGUUGCUCAAAUAGUCAAACUUGUUAAAUCUAUUUCUGUUGGUCCACCACUAGCUGGCAAAUAUGAUAUGGGUGCAAUAUGUAUGCAAGAGCAUGCUGAAAAACUUCAAAAUCUUUUGAAUGAUGCUCUGGAGAAAGGGGCUGAAAUUGUUGGUCGAGGAAGCUUUGGCAAUUUGGGAGAAGAUGCAGUGGAUCAGUUCUUUCCUCCAACCGUUCUGGUGAAUGUUGAUCACUCGAUGAAACUGAUGCAAGAGGAGGCUUUUGGACCAAUCAUCCCCAUCAUGAAAUUCAGUUCUGAUGAAGAGGCUAUUAAACUUGCAAACGACUCGAAAUAUGGACUCGGUUGUGCUGUAUUUUCUGGCAACCAGAAGCGUUCCAUUGAAAUAGCUUCACAAUUGCAUUGUGGAGUAGCAGCAAUCAAUGAUUUUGCAUCGACCUAUAUGUGUCAGUCUUUGCCCUUUGGUGGUGUAAAGCACAGUGGAUUUGGACGAUUUGCGGGUGUGGAAGGUUUGCGAGCUUGCUGUCUUGUUAAGUCAGUAGUUGAGGAUAGGUGGUGGCCGUUCAUUAAAACAAAGAUCCCAAAGCCCAUCCAGUACCCUGUUGCGGAGAAUGGCUUCGAGUUCCAGGAAUCACUUGUUGAAGCUCUCUACGGCUUGAAUGUGUGGGAAAGACUGCGGGCACUGGUCAAUGUGUUGAAGAUCCUUUCAGAGCAGAGCUCUACUACCACUGCGAAGAAAGGGCGAUUAGAAGAUCCAUGAAAUUUGUAUGAUUUGCUUCUACUUUUUUUGUGGGUUUGGUUUUGCGGGAUCUUUUAAUCGCUAAAUUUGCUGCCUCUGCUGUGCUCUGAACAUCUUUUUUAUUCUGUUUUGAGGUAGCCGGGAUAGGUUUGCACCUGUGUUGCAUUGCGUUCUUGAGUACCAGAAUCUUGUCUCGUUUCCACUUAAUGCCUAGAUCUCUUAUAGGUUCAUCAUAUUGAGAUAAAUGGGAAAGAGAUGGCUAAUUUGGGAUA